AUGCAGAGAGCUUCGUCGGAGCGGGAGCUCCUUCGCUACGACGCGGAGGAUGACGAGGAGGAUGUCCUACCCUUCGACGGACUGGAGAAGACCGCCGCGCUGCAGCAGUGUCGCGUGUUCAACGACGUGCGCCUUGACAUUUCCGCCUGCCUGCGCUCCAUGACGCAGUGCCUGUACCUCGUGUACACCGGCGCGAGCCUCACCGAGGCGGAGGCGACGGACCUCUUCUUCAUGUCCACAAAACUCCUGCAGUCCACCCACCCGAAACUGCGCCGACUGCACUACGUCUUGAUGAAGGAGCUGAGCCCGCUCGUGGAGCAGCGCUUCAUCGCCUCCAACUCGCUCAUGGUUGACAUCAAGAGCAACAACGACGCCAGCAAGUGCAACGGCAUUCGCACCCUCUUCAAGGUGAUGAACAGCUCCCUCUACGCCUCGAUGGACCGCACCAUUGUGGAGGCGCUGACGUCGCAGAGCAGCAACGUUGUCUGCGCCGCCAUCGUGACGGGGCUGCACAUCGCCCAGGUGAAUCCAGACAUGGCACGGAAGUGGGGCACGCAACUCACCGAGGUGAUUCGCAGCUGUGGAAAGGCGCAGUACGCCGCCAUUGCGCUGCUGCACAAGAUGCGGAAAAAUGACCGUCUCUCCGUCACGCGCCUCAUUGAGCAGGCCAAGAGCGGCGUAAUACGUUCGCCGAUGGCGUUGUGCCUACUGAUUAAGAUCUGCACCGAGCUCAUGCGGGAUGACUUUGAGGGCUCGCUUGACAUCUACAAGUUUGUGACCUCGAUGAUGCAGCACAGCAACGACCUGGUGGUGUUCGAGUCGGUGAAGUCCAUCUGCUCGCUGCGCAACAUCACGGCGAAGGAGGUCUCCCCCGCGGUGAUGGUGGUGCACCUGUACCUCACCGCCCAGAGCGCCGUGCUGCGCUUUGCCGCGAUUCGGGUGCUGAACGAGGUGGCCACGCUGCACCCCGCGGCGGUGGCGCCCAUCAACGCGGAGAUCGAGAACCUCGUCACGGACCCCAACCGCAUCAUCGCCACCCUCGCCAUCACGACGCUGCUGAAGACGGGCACGGAGCUGACCAUCGAGCGGCUCAUCACGCAGCUCUCGGCGGCGGGCUACCUGCGGGAGCUGGGCGACGAGUUCAAGAUGGUCAUCAUCGACGCCAUGCGGGUGCUGAGCGCCAAGUUCCCCGCGAAGUACGACGUCUUUCUCGGGUUUCUCUCCAAAGUCCUCACCGAGGAGGGCGGCAGCGAGCUGAAGGAGAACGUGGUGGACGUCACGAUUGAGAUCGCCAGGUCCAACCCGGACUCGAAGGCGUCGGUGCUGAAGCACCUCGCGGAGUUCAUUGACGACUGCAACUACCCCAAGAUCGUGCGCCGGGUGCUGAUGUACCUCGGCGAGGAGGUGCCGCUGACGGAGAACCCGGAGACGUUCGUGCGCUACGUCUACAACCAUGCGACGCUGGAGGGGCCGGAGAUUCGCGCGGUGGCUGUCAGCACGUUGGCGAAGUUGGCCGCCUGCGUCCCCUCGCUGCGGCGCUCCAUCGUCGUGCUGCUGAAGCGCACCUGCAACGACGCGGACGACGAGGUGCGGGACCGGGCGGUGUUCUACACACGUCUCUUUUUGCACAACGAUGAGAACAUCAUUCGCGCGAUGGUGUGCGACGUCGCCAAGGCGGUGGCGAUGGGGCGCCAGGCACGCAUCGCCGCACGCACUGCCGUGCUGAACACCGCGACGGAGGACCUUAGCCGACAGAAGACGAUUGCCCAGGCGGCUGAGAGCGGCACGGAGGCGCCCGCGCUGCUUAGCCUCGCCGUGCUGCAGGGCCGAGAGAAGAUGCAGAAAAUCAAACAGCUGCUGGAGCUUGGCGAGCCGUGCGUCAGCAGCGAGCCGGUGCCCUUGACAGACCCCGACAGCGAGUACGUCGUGACGGUGAUGAAGCACACCUACAUCGCGCACAUAGUUCUGCAGUUCAAGGUGAAGAACACGAUGGAGAAGGUCACCUUCAAGAACAUCGCCAUCGACGUGGACGCGGACGAGGUGGAGGUGGAGCCGCAGUACGCCAUCCCCAUCGCGACGGUGGUGCCCGGCGCCACCGAGUACGGCUACGCGGUGCUGCGCUACGAGGAGGAGCAGUUUCCGAGUGGGACGGUGGAGUGCCGCUUUAAGUUCGCCAUGCAGGAGGAGGGCGGCGGCGACGUCGAGGAGGAGGAGGAGUACCCUCUGGAGGGCUUCGACAUCAACGUUAGCGACUUCAUCGCCCCCGUGGACCUCGGCGGCGCCUUCGCAACGCAGUGGGAGCGGCUGCAGGAGGAAGAGACGACGGGAACCUACUCGCUGAGUUCAAUGCGCAACUUGACGGUGGCGGCGCGGGAGCUGGUAGAGUUCUUCGGCAUGCACGUCGAAGGAGGCAAGCCGGACAAAAUCACGACGGCGUCCCACACGCUGCAGAUGUCCGGCACACUGGCCAACCGCGCCCGCUCGCUCGUGCUCAUCGCCGCAAGAGUCUUCAUCGCAGACGACAAGGGCGUGGCGCUGCAGUUAACGCUGCGGGGGGCAACGCCGGAGCUACGCGACUACCUCUCCGCCGCGCUGCUCUCGUAG
This is a messenger RNA of Trypanosoma conorhini, 2604 nucleotides long. RefSeq names its product putative coatomer gamma subunit. Lineage: Eukaryota; Euglenozoa; Kinetoplastea; Trypanosomatida; Trypanosomatidae. The transcript has a single exon. Gene Ontology annotation, cellular component: Golgi membrane; endoplasmic reticulum-Golgi intermediate compartment; COPI vesicle coat. Gene Ontology annotation, molecular function: structural molecule activity. Bases 1 to 2604 code for a protein of 867 amino acids. The record is from RefSeq and is a predicted model, not a curated record. Gene Ontology annotation, biological process: intracellular protein transport; protein secretion; intra-Golgi vesicle-mediated transport.